UGAGAGCCCGCGACUCCGAAUGAGCCGCUCGGCGAACAAAGCCGACAACUUCAGCGGCCGCGCCACGGCCUCGGCGAAAGUCACCAUCGCUUCUUCUUCUUCUCGGUCGGCUCUCGGCAGGAAUCGCCCCCUUCGCUUGCACCGCCUCCUCUUGCCUUUUCUUGCCCGGGAAUCUCGAGGCGCCUUUGCGCCUGGCGAGAAAAGCCGCGGUCCACUGCCAGCUGAACCAGACAAGACAGCGACCCCGUGGCCGCAGACAGAAGCGAUGGGCGAGAGCGGGCCGGAGCCUGCGGCCUUGCGCGCCUGGGCUGUGCUUCCGGCGGCGGGGAGCGGUGAGCGCCUGGGUGGCGGCGCCCCCAAGCAGUACCGCGCCGCUCUCGGCCGGCCCCUCAUCGCGCACACGCUUAUCGCCUUCCUCAGCACGCCGUGGAUCGAGCACGUGGUGGUCGUGGUCGCAGCAGACCACAUGGAGACCUUGAGUUCGUUCCUGGAGCGUGAUGGCCUGACGUGCGAGGGCCGCGUGACGCUCACGCAGGGAGGCACCACGCGCCACCGCUCCAUCAGGGCCGGCCUGCACGCGCUGGCCCGCCGGCCCGGCACGCGGCCGCACGUGGUGAUCUUGCACGACGCCGUGAGGCCCUUCGUGGACGUGGAAACGCUGCUGUCAGUGGCGCAGGCCGGGCGGGAUGUCGGGGCGGCCGGCAUGGUGCGACCGCUUGUGUCCACGGUGUUGAGCGUCUCGACGGAUGGCACGCUGGACCACGUGCUCAAGAGGUCACACUACCGCGCCAGCGAGAUGCCCCAGGCGUUCCGCUUCGACGUCAUCUACGACGCCUACGAGAAGUGCUCGGAAGAGGAGCUGGACGUUGGCACGGAGUGUCUGCACGUGGCUCUGCACUACGGGGGCACACGCGCUCGCCUGCUGGAUGGCCCCGACAACCUGUGGAAGGUGACUUAUAAAAAGGAUCUGUACGCUGCGGAAGCCAUCAUGAAAGAGUCUCUGCACCGUCGUGCCGGCUGGGUGUCCGCAGGGGACGUGCCGCUCUCUGACGCCGCCCUGCAGUUUCACUCUGCCCUGGACGACUCUGUGGUGCUGGUGAAACGGGACAUUGCCGGGGCGACGCACAACGGCCAGGGGACGUCGCUACUACAGGAGGAGGAGGCCCUCCACAGCUACAUCUGUGUGCAGUGCCCAGGGAGCGCCUCGCUGGCCGUUCUGCUGCGCCGCCUGCUGCAGGAAGUGGAGGCGCGGAGCAUGCGCCUCCGAGAGCCCGUGGCGAUCGUCGCGGUGAGCUUCAGGGACGGCGAGGUGCUCUCUCCUCCCGGGACCGCGGACGAUGAAUUCCUGGAGCUGCGAAGGAUCGUCUCUGAGAGCCGGCAGAGAAAUGUUUUGAUUUACGGGCUGCUGGUAAACUGUCCGGAGCAGGAUGGUUCUGAUCCGUCAAGUGCGGCACGCCAAGGUGCCGACAUCGUGAUGUCUCUACUGAGGGAUCGGAGUGCAGCCCUCGCCGGACAGGUCCUGGUGGUGUGAGGAGCGGAGAGAGAGACCGUCGCUUGCGCGGGGACAGCGGGGUCAGGACACUGCGGGAACGCGGGACACUGGAGCAAAGACUGCAAGACCACAGGAGUCACGGACAGAAUAAAAACAUUAGCAUCCCACUGUUUCACAAAUGAUACUUGCAAGCCGGUGCUGCGAACACCUUGUGCCAGGAAGGGACACUUGCCACUGGGUAUUCCCUAGGCUGGUUAGACAGCCUUUUUGUGAAAUGGACUGGUCGAGAUGACCAGUGAGGCAAGGCACAUUUUUGAGGAAUUUAAAUGCCCUAUAAAUGUAAAUCCAUGUUAUUCCUUCAAUGAGUAAAUGCAAAACCAAUCAGUGUCUGUGCUUAGUAUCAUGGGAAUGGGAACUCGGGAGCCAGUCUAGGGGAAAGCUGCCCCCCAUAAACUUUUGAUGAGGGUUGCCACAUGCUCUGUCCCCCCCACCCCCCCGACAUAGAUAUGCUUCAUGGCCCCCCUUAGCCACCCGACAUCAUAACAUUGACUUCCGACGACGAUUCGAUUCGAGAAUCACAUUAACUGCAUUUGUAUUGUAGGGACUUUUAGCGUCUCUAGCGGUCGCAGGAUUUACGUGAAACGUUCACAACAUGCGACGCGCACAAAUGGGAAACAACAACACGGUCGGUUUUGCGUGUUGUGAGCGUGACGAUCAUGUUUUAAGUGGUUAAUUGCUGCAUGCCUAACACACCUGCGUCCCUGCGAUAGCUUCCCAGCCCCUUUGCACCUCCACCGCCAAACACCUCAACAUCAUCUCCAUGAGUCUUUAAAUUAUUUUAUUUUUUUGGCCCAUGGAUUGGUGUGCAGCGGAAUGCCUUCCUGCUUGUUCACAGUUGAGGAUUCUCAAGGCCAUCGGCAGUAUUAAACUAUUUCACCAUGGGGACCAUGUGCUUAGUGAGUUGGGGUUUUUUUGUUGUUGCAUUGUGGUUAAGUCACGUUCACUGAAGUGACUUCAUUGAGAAUAACCAAGUGUUUGAGGGGCAUCUGAGAAAAAAACUUGAUAACGCACAACAACUCAUUGUCACGAAAGUAAGAUUAAGUGGACGGAAACAAGUGGUUAAUGGCAAUAGCAACUAUGAGGAAUGUUUUGAUUUAAAGCUUUCGUGACUGCAGGGAUUCAUAGUCUUGGUUCUUUCGGUAAAGUCACGUAGAAGGGAAUUUUUUUUUUUUUUACAAAUAUUAAACAAAAAAUAUUUUUAUUGUUUUAUAUUUGUAUUAUUUUAUUAUUUCCCUUCUACGUGACUUACCGAAAGAACCAAGAAUAUGAGGAAUGUAUUUUACAGUCGUAACAAUAUAAAUGGGGGUUGUCAAGUUCCAGGAAAGCCCUCUGCUGACGUUUUACACCAUUUUACCACAGACUGGGCACUAAGUGAAAGUUUUUUACAUUUGAAAAGAAUAUUCAAUUUAGUGACUACUAUACAUUUUUAAAUAGCUGUGCACACUGGUACACUACAUUACCUUGGGGCUGAACAGCAAGUAAUUCUAUCUUUAUAUAUAUACGGUGGAAAGUCACAGUCACUGACGUAAUCGUUCACUUUGAAAGUCAAGCAGGGUCGCCAUCUCUCCCCGUUUCACAAUUCCUCCAGCGACGUUAUCUCCCCAUCUGGCAGAUCUUCUUCGGCAUCUCCGCAAUGCACCAACACCGAUCCAAGCAGGAGUAGCUAGCCCCCCCCCCCCCCCCCCCGGCUUCCAGCGCCCCUUCCACUACUGUAAAUCUCUGUCUUCCACCGCAGAGAGAGAUUUACAGCGACUGACUUUCGUUUGGCAUUGUCCAAUGUUUUCAAAAGUUGGCUUUCAACGGCCGCAAGUGCCCCCCCCCACCCUCCACUCUGUGUGUGUCAGACUGCCGUUGGCUCCAUUGCUCAAAGCUCAGCACUGAGAGUUUCACAAUGUGCCGGACGGUUGAGCACCAAGGCAUAUGUGGUACUGUUUCCGUCUAUUUUAUAUCAUCAUGGUAUUACUACUACUACUAUGAUGAUGCACUACUUAAAAUUGUUGUAUAUGCCAAUAGACCCGACUUUGAAUGGUACGCCUUGAUAUGUCCUCUGUUGGUAAAUGGUAGAGUUGUGUGUUGAGGUUUUUUUUUAAUGACACUUAACAGGGUUCAAUUUGGUGCAUUGUGUAUUAGGCAUGUGGCGAUGCUUCGAUUAGUCGUUUAGCGUCGAUUUCCACGCUCACCAUAUGCUCAUGCAAGAAUCGAUGUUUUAUCAAUAUAUAAAAUCACCUGGAUAACAUAUUUUAUAUGGAACAUCUCAUUUGCAAGUGUGUCCAGGGUAUCAGUUGACACGUGGCACGUGUGUAACGACACGAAUACAAACAUCGUUCGCUUAUAGCGAUUUAUGCAAAUUAUGAAUAAUACAUGUAUAGCCAAUCGCUUACUCCGGCUGCUUUGUUUUAAACGAAUGCACAAGCGAGACACCAAAACAAUGCAAACGAGAUGGUACAAAUUGUACAAGGGGACAUUUAUCCUUGAAUCGAAUUAUGACGAUCAAUCACGAGGGAAACAUGGGGGUGGUUUUGAGUGGUUGGUGUCAAUGGUUAUAUGCCUAUUAUGCAUACUCUGCACGAGAUUAAAGCGAGGGUUUGUGGAGGUGGGGUACGGGCAGCUAGAAAAUCGUUCACACUUGUGCAUAAAAUGUGUCCAAUGAUGCGGAACAUCCACGUCGGUGGGGAAUGCAUGUGAAUGACCGCGUCUUGCCUCUGCCAUACGGAAGCGCAGUGGAUUUGCGCUCGGGGGUGAAAAAGAAACUGGGAGCCGUCUGUGAUGAAGUGGGCACUCAGGAAUACAAAACGGCCCGUGACUUGACAACAAAAUCUGGCUGUCAACAUGGCUUGACUGGCGUAGGAGGUACAUUGCUAUCAGUGGGUGUUGAUUCAGAGUCGUUGCAUAUACACUACUGACGCGCACGCGUGCAAAAGCGACUUGCGUGCAAAGGCACCGCUGGUUAACUUGGCCAACUUGCAACGGUGAGCGCCUCGCGCUGAAUUGGAGCCAUGUUGCACGCCGCGUGGACGUCUGUUCCUACUGUACGUUUCUCACUUGAAUCCUUGUUUUUGCAUCGUUUGCAUGACACCUCAAUAAAGGUUUUGUUUUGUCCGCCA
Messenger RNA from Lethenteron reissneri (Far Eastern brook lamprey), 4656 nucleotides. It is a transcript of the gene CRPPA, whose product is annotated as CDP-L-ribitol pyrophosphorylase A. The record is from RefSeq and is a predicted model, not a curated record. Gene Ontology annotation, biological process: protein O-linked glycosylation via mannose. Lineage: Eukaryota; Metazoa; Chordata; Hyperoartia; Petromyzontiformes; Petromyzontidae. Gene Ontology annotation, cellular component: cytosol. Gene Ontology annotation, molecular function: D-ribitol-5-phosphate cytidylyltransferase activity.